CUGUGGCUUUUGCAACUUUGACGUACACCAGACUCGUGGGACAGACUUUCCCUGAACUUGCCAGAAAUCGGUCUGUCUUGUGUUACCUCUUUGAAGAAAGUCAGCUCUGGCUUUACCUGUGUCUGUCUACCUUCUCCCCAGCCUUCCUGGAGGUACUGCAGAAAGUAGGAGCUGCUUUGUCCCAGCUCUUGGGUCCACCAGUGGGUCCUGUAAAAAGCAUCCCACCUACAUGCAUGGGAACCUUCAGAGCACGUUACUGAAUCUAGGUGCCGUCCUAGUUACCUGCAAGGCAUCUAAUCAGUGGGUUACCAAAUCGUGCUUUGCAAGCUCCUCUAUGUCCAGACAUCCAUUUGGGGUCCUCGCAUCCAACUGUGUCAUCAGGGCUUUCUUGCCAGCCAGAAACAGAACCAAAAUCUUCUGUGUGCUUGCUCUUGAAGCUGUAUAGGACCAUAAGCUGAUUUAAGGAAAGAAACAGAAAAGCUUUUAUUGCCUGUGGAAGGAGAAGCAAGGUUUAUAUGCUUUGAAAAGAUCUACUGUAGUUUUCUGCCACUAAAUGCUAACAGGAAAAAAAAACAAAAAAAACCCAACUCAUCUGCUUGAGAAGAUUCUGUUGUAAUGUAUCCAGUGGCUGUUCCUGCACCAGGGGGUGAAGGAAAUAAUGGACAACAUGGGAAACUUAUUUUUUUCCUUUUUGUUUGUGGAGCUGUGUUGCUGUGCGCUGGAUUCCUGCUUUCAGUCUUUAUUCUACAGUCAUGCCCAUCUGGAACAUUCAGUGACUGUAAUGAGGUCCUUAAGGCUGCUGGGCCUGUGCUGGCUGUAAGUGGACUGGUUUGUAUUUUACUGGCAAGAUCAAGGGCCAGGUUGUAUAUAAGACAAAGACAGUUGCAGAAUGAACAGGUGUACAGUCUUGUUUUUUGUCGUGGGAACUGUCAGUUUGCCCAAUUUCUCAUAUUUGGAUUCCUGUUUUUAACUAGUGGAAUGCUAAUUAGCAUCUUGGGCAUUUGGGUUCCUGGCUGCAGCUCCAGCUGGCACACCAUACAGCUCAACCACACUGGCAGUUCUGAUGUGGACCUCCAGGGCUGUGGAUUCCUGUCUCUUCAAAUCAUGGGACCUUUGAUUGUGCUCACUGGGCUGUGUUUCUUCGUGAUAGCUCAUGUUAAAAAGAAACAAAACUUAAAUCUCAGCCAAGAAUCUUGUGAAAAUGAAGAACAACCUCAGAGGCCUGAACAUUUUCAGGUUACAGUAGGUGAUGCUGUAAUGAUAUUCCCACCUCCACCACCUCCUUAUUUUGCUGAUCCUGUGUCACCAACUGUAACACAUUGUCUUAUGUCAAGCAGUUUGCCUACAGGUGAAAAUCCCCCACCAUACCAUUCUAUCUUCAGUGAUGGAGCACAGCUUGCAGACGAUGAAAGAACAGUUGCUGUUAGAGACUAUGAAACCAUAUAUACAAUUUCUGGAAGCAGCUCACCUUCAGAUAUUUUACCAGUGCUAUACCUCUCCUCUGAAUCGCCUCCAAAAUACGAAGAAAAAGCAUCAAUAACAAAUAAUGAAUAUUCUUCAUCUUCUUCAUCUACUUCCUUAGUUCUAUCUGACACCAGCUCAUAAAGGACUGUCAGUUAGACUUAAUUUUUAAAUUAAAUUGUACAUUCAGAUUUACAAUUUUUGAAUUUAUUUACAUUUUAUAAUAAAAAAAUGUUAUCUGUGUCUAAUUUUUCAUCAAAAAGCAUAAACAAUGAAUUUGGGCUUCAAGGAAUAUUAGAUAAUGCUGGGCUUCUUGAGCAAGUAGUCUGAAGGGAUUCAGUUCACUGUAAGAAUGUUAAAUGUUCAUCUUGUUCUGUUACAGCUUCAAUUUCUAUUUUUAGUUGUUGAUAUAGUGGAGGCACUAAGUAGAAACCAACUUUUUUUCUUAUUUUAAUUAAAUCUGGAGCUUCAAAAAGAAAUAAUUAGGAAGUGGUUUUGUUUCUAUUUUUGCAUGACUUGUGGAAAAUACUGAUUUGCACAGUUACUGGCUUUAUGUAUUCUCUGAGAACAUCACAAAAGGGGAUGUUUAAGAUUGGGAUCAAGUAUGUUAUGGAGAACUUGAAUGGUUAGUUUUUGGUCUGCCUGGUAAUAAACAUUCCAUAGCUUAA
This is a messenger RNA of Neopsephotus bourkii (Bourke's parrot), 2129 nucleotides long. It is a transcript of the gene TMEM171, whose product is annotated as transmembrane protein 171. The transcript is spliced from 5 exons. The record is from RefSeq and is a predicted model, not a curated record. The coding region runs from base 616 to 1605 and encodes 329 amino acids. Lineage: Eukaryota; Metazoa; Chordata; Aves; Psittaciformes; Psittacidae.